Molecule: messenger RNA, 1304 nt
Organism: Cyphomyrmex costatus
Lineage: Eukaryota; Metazoa; Arthropoda; Insecta; Hymenoptera; Formicidae
Exons: 3
Coding region: 1-1221 (406 amino acids)
Cellular component (GO): nucleus
Source: RefSeq, a predicted model, not a curated record
AUGGCUGCAUUCUUGUCGGCUUAUUGGGUAAAGUUCUUCAAAGGAGCUGGAUUUCCUCAAGAUGUGGCCACUAAACAUGCAGUUGUAUUCUCAAACAAUCGUAUAAAACCCGAUAUGUUGCCAGAUUUGGAUAAACCUAGUCUCAAAGAAAUGGGUAUCACAUUAAUGGGAGAUAUGAUCGCUAUAUUGAGAUAUGCCAAGAAAGUAGUGGAAGAAACAACCUGUGAGAGAUUUUUAGUUGAUUCGGAAGAUGGCGUUCCAACUCCAAAGGUUUCUGUAUCAAAACCUAUUAUGAAAAAAAUGAGCAAGGAUAUUGGAAAUAAGAUUAUGAUUUUAGCAGCAUCUAAAACAGAUUCUACAAAAAAGAUAGUUAAACCUUUAUCUGCAACAAAAAAGGUUGUAACUGUAAAGAAACCUAUUUCUGCUCCAGUUACUACUAAUGCUGUUAAUCAAAAACCAAUAUCCGUCAAAAGAAAAUUGGCAUCAGAAGAAGUAUAUGAAGACAAUGAUCAAGAUAGUUGGGAUAUCUCAGAGAAAAAAAUAAAAACGACGAAUGGUAGUGAAGACAAUAUCGAAUACACUGUCACGACACCGAAAGUAACAACCGUGAGAACUCAAGUACUUAAAAAACCUAUUGAACAAAAACGAACAGUAUUUGAUAGAUUAGGCGAUAGCUCGGUCACGAGCACAACUAAUUUAGUUGAUACAACGCCUACUUUCAAUAUUACUGGAGUCAGUAAAGAUGUAUUUAAGAGAUCUAGUAAUGUUUUUAAGCGUCUUGGUGACAUAGAUGUUAAGAAAGACCAAACAAUUACUGCAGGAAUACUUAAGAAUGGGUCUAGCACUAUCAGUACACAAGGCAUACUGAAAAAUCGAACAUCACCUAGUGUACGCACAUCAAUUAUAAUGACAAAGAGAGUCACGCCUAAAAUUAUCGGCACUAUGCAUGCUGAUCACGAAGUUAACAAGAAAAUUACUUUGAAUAAUACAAAUCGUAUACUGAAGUUAAAAAAGGAACUACCUACUGUUAAAUCGAAAACCGAAGGUAUUACCAAACAAGUAUCUACAAUUACAUCGGGCAAGUUAGCUUCAGAACGACUUGUUUCAAUACCAGCUAAAGCACGCUUGGGCACAACCACUGCCAAACAAGUAACUUUUAGUAAAGUGGCAACAGUGACACAUGUCAAAAGGGCAGAUGUUUUCAGCCGCUUGGGUAUUUAAGUUGGGCUUGAUACCCCCCUCCCCCUCCCCCUAUCAAUCUCAAACAAGCAAUUGAACUGUUAUUUGUAUAAAGUUAGAAUUUU